Messenger RNA from Aspergillus puulaauensis, 1071 nucleotides. RefSeq lists its product as uncharacterized. The transcript has 3 exons. Gene Ontology annotation, molecular function: oxidoreductase activity. The record is from RefSeq and is a predicted model, not a curated record. NCBI's taxonomy places the organism in Eukaryota, Fungi, Ascomycota, Eurotiomycetes, Eurotiales, Aspergillaceae. The coding region runs from base 1 to 1071 and encodes 356 amino acids.
AUGACCGCCAAAACCAUGAAAGCUCUACGCCUUGUCAAGUACGGCGCACCAUAUGAACUACAAGAAAUACCAAUUCCCUCAAUCGGGGACAACGAUCUCCUUCUCAAAGUCGGCGCCGCCAGUUUCUGCCACACAGAUUACCAAGUCUACGAAGGUGUCUACGAGACCAAGUGCCCGAUAACGCCGUCGCACGAACCAGUCGGAACGGUGGUCGAAACGGGCGCCAAAGCCGCAAAGGCAGGAUGGAAGACCGGACAGCGAGUCGGGAUGCUGAAUUUCAGACACCCGUGCUAUAGCUGUGUUGGGUGCAAGUCUGCGCGGGACCCGAAGCAGCCGGAACGGCCGGAUGCGCGGUUCUGCCAGAAUAAGGAGAUGGCUGGGAUUUCAGCGGACGGCGGCUUUGCGGAGUAUGUUGUUGCUGAUGCGGAUUCGAGUGUGGAAUUGCCUGAUGGGGUGCCUUUUGAGCAGGCGGCGCCGUUGAUGUGUGCUGGGGCAACCGUGUGGGGAGGACUGGAUGAAGCCAGUGUAGAGCCUGGGCUUCCUGUCGGCGUCAUCGGAAUUGGGGGCCUGGGGGUUCUCGCUCUGCAGUUUGCAGCAGGUCUGGGCCAUCCUACAGUCGCCAUUGACAACAGGCCAGAAGGCAGACAGCUCGCUCAAGAGCUUCCCGAGCACCUACGACCAAAGAGGAUUGUGGACUCCAACUCGCCUAAUGCAACUGAGGAGGUCGUAAAUUUUGCUGGGGACGGGGGCCUAGCGGCAGUGCUUAUCUGUACCGACAGUGUCAAGGCUACUGAAUGGAGUCUGAAGCUCCUACGGACCAGAGGCGUCUGUGUUCCCUUGGGGCUUCCGGUAGAGGGCUUCAAAUUCAGUGCCUUCGACCUGAUCUUCAAACAGUUGAGUAUCAAGGGAAGUCUCGUCGCAAACCAGCGCCUAGUGACGGAUAUGAUGAGGGUGGUCACUGAGAAGGACAUUCGCUCGCAUGUUACGACGAUGAGCUUAGAGGAGGGAGUCAAUCUCCCGGAGAAGUAUAUAGAUCCGUGCCUGAAGGGCCGCUUAGUCGUGACUUUAUAA